UCUAGAAGAAUCUCCAGGUUUUGUAGGAUAUGGAUUUGUUCAUUCCAGUCAGAGUGAUUGACCCUCUUUGGAUGAACAGUUCUUCAAUGCCAGACGAUACUGGCAGCCAGUAUCUGGAUUUUGCAAAUCAUUCCUUGCUGAACGACACCAACCUACAUUUAAAUUCAAGCCUCCUUCCAACUUUUCAGCAGCUCAACAAUACCAGCACUCAGCUUCUGGGGACGUGGAGCGCAGAUCAGACCUGGCCCGAGGGCCCGCAAGUCCUCAUCGUCCCUCUGAUAUUCUUCUUGGUGUUUGUUUUUGGCGUGGUCGGAAACACUCUGGUCAUUGCAGUCCUGAUCCUUAACAAAAGAGGCAAGAACGGCUCCACCACCAACAUCCUGAUUCUGAACUUAAGCGUUGCGGACCUGGCUUUCCUCCUGUUCUGCGUCCCAUUCCAAGCAACCAUAUACUCCCUCCCGCAGUGGAUCUUUGGACCUCUUCUUUGCAAGUUCGUGCAUUAUUUUGUCACCGUCACCAUGCUCGUUAGCAUCUUCACCCUGGCUGCCAUGUCUAUUGACCGUUACAUUGCAGUUGUGCACCAUGCCAAGAUCUCCCCUGGGUUUCGCAGCAGAAGGAAUGCCAUGUGGGGAAUGGGGGUAGUCUGGGCUUUGUCACUAUCUGUGGCCGCUCCAGUAGCCCACCAUCAGACCUAUGUUACUGGAUAUUACGAGGCUCCCAAUAGCACAUUCUGCUGGAAUCUGUGGGAAGACCAGGCACAGAAACAGACCUACACAGCUGCCAUUCUCGUUCUAGGAUACCUGCUGCCAUUGAUUCUGAUAUCGUGUUGCUAUGUUCAAGUUCUGAAUCAUCUUCACAAGAAUAUUCGGGUCAUGUCCAAGAAAUCGGAGCGCUCAAAACGAAAGACCACUCAGACAGUGCUGGCGGUGGUGGCCCUGUUUUCUUUCUGCUGGCUCCCCCAUCACGUGGUCUCCAUGUGGGCAGACUUUGGUUAUUUCCCCCUGACAGACGCCUCCUUUGCCCUGCGCAUCUCUGCGCACUGCCUGGCCUACGCUAACUCCUGCUUCAACCCCCUCAUCUAUGCCUUCCUGUCUGAGAACUUCCGGCAGGCCUACAGGGAGGUCAUCCACUGCCCCAGGCCCAGACCCAAGCGCUCAGUGGAGGAUGUGAGCUGCGCCCUGGUCUCUGGGAGAUCCGAGAAUACCUUGAACACCACACACUCCAGCACUAACAUGUGAUCUUGGGAACUGACCACCACACACUCCACCACUAACAUGUGACUGACCACCACACACUCCAGCAUUAAUAUGUAAACUGACCACUAAUAUAAUAACUUAUUGUGAACUGACCACUACACAAUUCAUCAUUAAUAUGUAAACUGACCACUAAACAAUUCAUCAAUAAUAUGUAAACUGACCACUAAACAAUUCAUCAUUAAUAUGUGAACUGACCACUACACAAUAUAGCAUUAUUUUGUGAACUGACCAUUAAUAUAAGAUCUUAUUGUGAAUGGACCGGUACACAAGCCAGCAGUAAUAUGUGAACUGACCACUAAUACAAUGUCUUAUUGGGAACUGACCACUACAAAACUGCACCAUUAAUAUGUGACCUGACCACUAAUAUGUAAACUUUUUGUGAACUGACCAUUGCACAAUAUAUCAGUAUUUGAACUGACCACUUAUAUUUGAAUUGACCACUACACACUCCAGCACUAAAAUGUAAACUGAUAGCUUACUGGGGAACGUUUUGUAAACUUACCACCAAUAUAUGACAUUUUAAUGAAUUCAACAGAUGUUAAAAAUAUGUGAAUUAUCCACAUUUUAACCGCAGACAGAGAAUUACCCUGAAGACACCCUGGCUUGCAGAACCAUGAGCAGACCACAGCAUUACCAGAUACUUCACAAUGCACUGGAAACAGAAUAGAUAUGCUAGCCACUGUCAGUCUGUCUGUCUGUGUCUCGUACUAGGUAUACUAACAAAACAAUUUGCAACAAAAUGAUAUUGGACUUUUGAUGAAGUUGU
This is a messenger RNA of Acipenser ruthenus (sterlet), 2022 nucleotides long. Its product is annotated as galanin receptor type 1-like. The coding region runs from base 30 to 1238 and encodes 402 amino acids. The record is from RefSeq and is a predicted model, not a curated record. The transcript has 3 exons. Gene Ontology annotation, molecular function: G protein-coupled receptor activity. Gene Ontology annotation, cellular component: membrane. Lineage: Eukaryota; Metazoa; Chordata; Actinopteri; Acipenseriformes; Acipenseridae. Gene Ontology annotation, biological process: G protein-coupled receptor signaling pathway.